CUUCCUGCCAUCCUGCUCCCCUCCACCUCUCUCUCACGAGUCUCACCCCUCUUCCCCACCCUUUUCAGCGACAGAGAAAAGGAGGAGACGGAGGAAAUCGAGAGCAACAAACGCCUCGAGGGGGAGGGAGAAGAGGAAAUGGAGAGGGCGGCGCCGGUCAGGAAGUCCCACACCUCCACGGCCGACCUGCUCUCGUGGCCGCAGCAGGCCGACGGCACGGCCACGCCGUCACCAGCACGCCGCCCCCACCAGCCGUCGGAGGCGUUCAGGAAGGUGGUGUUCGGGGGCCAAGUGUCCGAAGAGGAGUCCGAGAGCCUCAACAAAAGGAAGCCAUGCUCGGCGCCCAAGUGGAAGGAGAUGUCAGGGAGCGGCAUUUUCGUGGCUGAGGCUAACGGCGACGUGGAGGAGUCUGGUGGCGCCACUGCCGACCCGACGACUGGCCGGGGUACCUCACGCAGUUAUCAGACAAUUAGUACUGUAAGCCACAUCUCGUUUGCUGAGGAUGGAAGUAUUCCUCCCAAAAAGCCAACUUCGGUAGCUGAGGUGGCAAAGCAGCGUGAACUUAGUGGUACUCUGCAAAGUGACACGGACAGUAAAAUGAAGAAGCAGAUAUCUAAUGCGAAAUCCAAGGAGCUCAGUGGCCAUGACAUCUUUGCUGAACCCCAAGAUCCCAGGCCUAAUAAGGCAAGGAACUCAGAAAAUGGCAGCUCUGCUUCACACACACGUGCGAAGAAUGCAAACGUGAGCAGCUUCUCAUUUGGAGAGGCCAACACAGACAGCGUUUCGAAAACUCCCAAGAAGAUAACCAGCAAGAAAUUCGCUGAUCUCACAGGGAAUAACAUAUUCAAAGGAGACGAGGCACCAGAGUCUGCAGACAAGCAUCUGAGCUCGGCGAAAUUGAAAGAAAUGACCGGCAGCAAUAUAUUUGCAGAUGGCAAGGCCCCAACCCGAGAGUUCCUAGGUGGACCCCGCAAGCCUCCGGGAGGGGAGAGCAGCAUUGCGCUGGUUUAACUUCCUGAUGGAUGCUGUCACUGUCCAUGUUUCCUCUAUGAAUGAUGAUAGGAGUUUGUCGAGCAGCAGAUCGAAUGCUCGGUUUAUUUCUAUGGUUCGGUGUUGAGUUUGGUUUACAUCCAGCGAUGUGUAGACGACGAUAAUGAUUAUGUAGCUUAACAUUUGGCGUGCCCAUCUUGCUUGAUUUUGCUGUGGACAUACUCGACAGAACAACAUUAUGUGUGUGUGGUAUCUAGUUCCUGUGGCUGGAGAUGCAGUACCCCA
This is a messenger RNA of Brachypodium distachyon (stiff brome), 1275 nucleotides long. RefSeq lists its product as uncharacterized. Bases 139 to 1011 code for a protein of 290 amino acids. The record is from RefSeq and is a predicted model, not a curated record. The transcript has 5 exons. NCBI's taxonomy places the organism in Eukaryota, Viridiplantae, Streptophyta, Magnoliopsida, Poales, Poaceae.